UGGCUUGGUUUUUGGGAUGCUGGGUCAGGUCACCGCUAAAGACUAGUUUUCCUGGGUCUGUGAAUUGACCGGUCUUUGGUGGCACAAAUGGUUUGUGCUUGACUACUAACCUAAAGUUUGGCGGUGUGAACGCACCCAAGCAGUGCCGUGGAACAAAGGCCUAGCAAUCUACUUCCAUAAAGAUUACAGCCAAGAAAGCCCUGUGGAACAGCUCUAGUCUUUAACACAGGGGGUCACAUGAGUUGGAAUUGACUACCAUGAUGGGUUUGGUUUUAUGUGUGUGUGUUGACCGACUCUGGUCCCGACGGGUGAUCCCUGAUAGUUGUGGCCAUUGUCUUGGAGGGAUAUGUGGGGGGACACAAAGCCUGAUUCUGAGAACAGCCGUUAACUGCGUGUGGGGGAUGCUUGUUCCAAUGACUUUGUCUAGUAGAAUCAUUGGGUACCUUCUGUAUCAAUAUCUAUGCGAAUAUUUAUAUUUAAAGAAAAAUGAUUUGUUGCUGGGGUGGGAGGGUAGUUGCAUUCCCCUCCCUCCCGCCGCCACAUAUGCUUUAUUUUGGAAUCUCCCAGCCAGCAGUGUCCCAAAAGCAGACUCCAGCAUUAUAUUGGGAAAUUCUAAACAGACAAGGCUCAGGACUGUUGAGGGCCCCACCAAAGAGUAACAGGGCUCCAGGGUGUGUGCUUUGAAGGUUGUCAUUCAGUGUGGGGAGCCACUUAGGUAGUUGGUGUCUGAGAAUAUGUGCCUUGGAAUGAAUCCCUCAGCAGUGGAUGGUCACUGUCCUUCUGUUGUAGCCCCCAAGAUGGAGUUCCUGGUUCUCUUCUCGCUCUACCUGGCUCUGCUGCUGAUUGGUGUGGCUCUGAUCUGCAUCUGUGCGAGAACCCAGUACUUGGAUGGCCUGGUCAGGGGAGGAGCACAGAUACUUUCCCGUAUAAUUCCGGAAUGCCUUCAGAGAGCCGUGCACAGAUUGCUCCAUUACCUCUUUCAAACACGAAACUACACCUUCAUUAUCCUGCACCUCGUCUUGCAAGGGAUGGUUUAUACUGAAUACACCCGGGAAGUAUUUGGCUACUGUCAAGAGCUGGAGUUCUCCUUGUAUUACCUUCUCCUGCCCUAUCUGCUGCUGCUUGUAAACCUGUGCUUUUUCGCCCUGAGUUGUGUAACCAACCCUGGAACCAUAACAAAAGCAAAUGAAUUACUGUUUCUUCAAGUUUAUGAAUUUGAUGAAGUGAUGUUUCGGAAGAAUGUGAGGUGUCCCACUUGUGAUUUAAGGAAGCCGGCGCGAUCCAAGCACUGCAGGGUGUGUAACAGGUGUGUGCAUCGUUUUGACCAUCACUGUGUUUGGGUGAACAACUGCAUCGGGGCCUGGAACGCCAGGUACUUCCUCAUCUACCUCUUGACGCUGACAGCAUCGGCGGCCACCAUGGCCAGCGUGAUCACUGCGUUUCUAGUCCAGGUGGUGGUCUUCUCGGAUCUGUACCUAGAGACCUACAUUGACACCCACGGACACUCCCAGGUUGUUGACACCGUCUUUCUUGUUCAGUACCUGUUCCUGCUCUUCCCAAGGAUCGUCUUCUUACUAGGGUUUCUUGUGGUGCUCAGCUUCCUCCUGGGGGGCUACCUAUGCUUUGCUCUGUACCUGGCCGCCACCAACCAGACCACUAAUGAGUGGUAUAGAGCUGGCCGGGUCCUGUGUCAGCACUGCCGCCACGAGGCCCAGCCCCCACCCACAGAACCCCGAGUUUUCCAGAACAUUUACUCCCAUGGGGCUUGGAGCAACCUUCGAGAGAUCUUCCUCCCUGCUGCACCUUACAAGAAAAAGAAGAAAUGAGAAUGGAAGAGUGUUACUGUCUUUUAAAUACAGUAUAUAUUUAUACAUAUGGAUACUUAUUUUCUAGGCAUGUUCUUUUGUUUUCUGCUUUGUGUUUAUGAAUCGGCUUUCAGUGGGUAAGGAAGGGAAAGGAGGACGAUUGUUUGUUGAGUGCCUGAUCUUUGCCAGGUGCCAGGUCAGGGCCUGGGGUGGAAACCCACCGGCUCAUCCUCUGUGCACUCAGCCUAUUUGAACUGAGCAUCACCGAAGGCCUGGUGCCGAGACAUCAAGAGGUGACACCUUAGAAGUUUCAGCUAAUGCUGCUACCUUGUCUGCCACCCUAGACUCUAGGCCCCGGGACCAAAACAAACCCAAACCUGUGGAUGUGGAGUUGAUUCCGACUCGUGGUGAACCCUUGUGUUGCAGAAUAUAACUUCCCGUAGGGUUUUCUUGGCUGUAAUCUUCACGGAAGCAGAUUGCCAAGCCUUUCUCCCAUGGCACACUGGGUGGGUU
Messenger RNA from Loxodonta africana (African savanna elephant), 2318 nucleotides. RefSeq names its product zinc finger DHHC-type palmitoyltransferase 4 (gene ZDHHC4). The coding region runs from base 735 to 1826 and encodes 363 amino acids. The record is from RefSeq and is a predicted model, not a curated record. Gene Ontology annotation, biological process: peptidyl-L-cysteine S-palmitoylation; protein targeting to membrane. Lineage: Eukaryota; Metazoa; Chordata; Mammalia; Proboscidea; Elephantidae. Gene Ontology annotation, molecular function: protein-cysteine S-palmitoyltransferase activity. Gene Ontology annotation, cellular component: Golgi apparatus; endoplasmic reticulum. The transcript has 6 exons.